Arctia plantaginis is the source of this 2313-nucleotide messenger RNA. The record is from the annotation of a GenBank genome assembly. Lineage: Eukaryota; Metazoa; Arthropoda; Insecta; Lepidoptera; Erebidae.
AUGCCAAAGUCCUUAAGCUUUCUAACUAAAGUGUGUAUCAUUAUUGUUGCAGUGCGUGUAGGCGGCGACAGCGCAGCAUGCGCGGCGUCACGUGACCUACCCAUGGCGUCAGACGCGCGCCCGCGUUCCCCGUCAGAUGGCGCGAGAAGGAGGCGCGACUACUCCAGGUCCCCGUACGUGACGCUGGGUGCGGUGCGGUACGCUGUACGCCGAGCACCGCCGCCGCGGGCCUGCCCCUGCCGCUGCUGCUCUGAGGAGGCGGUGGCGGCGUGCCUCGGCCGCGCCAAGCCCGAUCGACGCACGCUGGAGCGUAUCCAACGCCGGCUGGGCCGCGGCGCUCGCGACGAGCGGCCCCCGUCGCGCCAGCAGCGGCUGCAGGGCCUGCAGGCUCUAACCGAGCGCCUCCUACCACGCGCCCAUACCACUCCGCCGCCGCCUCCACCACCUCCACCGCCACCACCGCACUCGGCACCUGUACUUCCACCGGUGCCACCACCCCGUUCCCGCCACAGACACAGCCCUCCGCGUGGUGUCUCUGUAGACAGAUGUGAUGAAUUUGACGCCGAUAAUAUCACGUUAGUUCGUGUAGAACCUCGGUCAAUUGUAGGCUCCUACGCACAAAAGACUAUUCCAUACCGGAGCGCGUCGUUUUCUCAAGGUGAUUUCGCGCAGGAUAAAUACUAUCGAGGACCUCGACAUCAGUCGAUUUUUGACUUUGGAAAACGUCCUGCCAAGCCUGGUGCUGAGUCCACAACUGCUAAACGCCGAGACGCGGAAACUGUAAGUCUCGCAACUGAUGGAAAUACUACCGAGGGUGGAUCAGUCGCGUCUGUUGAUUCCGCGGUAGGUUCUGAUGAAGGAUUAUUAGCUCACGCGUCACCAGCACCACGAUCUCCACCACCUGAUGCCCCACACAAGCAGUUAGGUGUGCGCUCGCUAACGCACCCGCUGCCACGACGUAUACCUCCAGUGCGGGAGGAGGGUCCGGCCGAAGCUGGAGGCAGUUUGCCUGCAUUGAUGGCACCGCGCAUUUUACAUGAACUCCGCGAAGAAAGUGACGGCUCACAAGCCGACAGUGCGCAAGCUCAUAGUGAAGGUACUUCACCACUUGAACCCCAACCUUUUGCUUUUCCACCACUUCCCGCUCCCCCUACGAACGCGUGUGCUAAUGUGGACUGUGAUUGUUCGAAUUUUCCGAGUACUAUUGAGGAGGGAAACGAAAUUGAGAAUUUUAUCCCUGUGCCCGUGUAUGAGUGUAUAGUGAAACAGUGGUCGAAAGAGUUACCGCUGGAAGAUCAACAGCGGUCGGACGCUGCAUCCGAUGGAUCAUUGGAUCGUGAUAAAGAGGAUGAAACUAUAACUAGCGAGCAGGUCGCCAGUCUACUGGCUGCAGUGCAAAACCCUUGUACGGCCCCGGCUGGUCCGGCUCCCAUUGGUACAAGAGAAAGGCGGAGACCUCUCGAUAAAACCAAGAGACGAAAGGGAAUAUACAUCACAACACCAAGCGAUGAUGGAGGAGAAGAAGAAGGACCACCGUCAGUAAAUGGCUGCAAACGUGAGAGCAGUGAAACAUCUCUCCAAGAUAUGCGAUUAUCGGCGGAAACACGUACGUCUUCCUUGCUUGGUGACAAAUCUGAUGACUCAUGUACAAAUGGACCACCAAGUCCUUCAGAUGCCACCGUUCCAAUGUGGCCGAGGUCUGAGGAAUUAAAAGCGAGGCGUACACGGUUAUAUCAACAAAGCUCAGAUGAGAGAGAUGAUGACUCAUACCGAGCGAGACGGAAAUAUGGCGACUCGCCUUCUGAAGCGGAAAGUGACACGUGCUCGAGAGACAGAACUGCUUCGCCUUCACCAUUAAGCCCAUCAGAUAAUUCAGAUGUGGAGCCAAGGCGGCAGUAUUUUACAGGCAGAGGGCCAUUUGGUAAAAACUUAGAGGCGCCGGCAAGUCGGUCGGUGGAGGUUGGGAGGAGAAGUUUAUCUGACGCAACAGUGCCUAGUCGUAAAGCUAGUGUGGGAGCAAUGUCAUCAACACGUGUUAGUCGUGGACCCACACACGUCAGAGCUACAUCAUCACCUUCUAAGUUGGUGGGAGUGAAGCCUGGUGCGGACUUGCUGGCCGAGUUACUCCGAGGCAGCUCAGAAGCUCUUUCCAAUUCGUCUACAUUCGACAACGUGGUCCUGACGCUUCAUCAGCACAAUGUAAGUACAUUCAAAACAUCCUUUGUAGCUACUGACCCGGAUUACAUCCGCAAAAAGAGCAACAAAGUAAAACACUGCAAAUUCUGUUAUGAUGUUUAUUUCAGCAGAAAAUAG